GUGCGUUUCAUGUCUUGUCCACACGGGGGCGUAGUUUCAGACCAAUGACAGCCCACCUCCAUCACCCGGAAACACAAUCACGGUCUGUGUCAUUUGGCAUCGCGCUUCCAACAUGGCGGUGAAUCUCACAGAUCUCUCCCUGCCUCAAUUAGAGGGACUGAAAACCCAAUUAGAUCAGGAGAUUGAGUUCUUGACGUCUUCAAUAGGUCAGCUCAAAGUUGUCCAGACGAAAUAUGUUGAAGCAAAAGAUAGUAUGAACGUCCUGAACAAAAACAACAAGGGAAAAGAAUUGCUUGUGCCACUUACCAGCUCGAUGUACGUCCCUGGAAUAUUAAAUGACGUGGAUCAUGUUUUAGUGGAUGUGGGGACAGGAUACUAUGUUGAAAAGAAUGUGGAAGAAACAAAGGCGUUCUUCAAACGCAAAAUAGACUUCCUUACAAAGCAGAUAGAGAAAAUUCAGCCAGCCCUUCAGGAAAAACAUGCCAUGAAACAAGCUGUGAUUGAAGUAAUGAAUGUGAAGAUCCAGCAACUGCAACAAAGCCAGCAGGCGUCACAGAUGGUUGGGCCCACCAAGGCGUAAUGAGAGAACCUGUUUAAACUCUUCAUGAUUUGGGGAAAGCGGGAUUUUUAAGUUUGUGUGCAAAUAACUCACAUCUGUAGGACAAGAAAAUGACCUCCACUAAUCUAAUGAAGUCUUGUUAAAUAC
Molecule: messenger RNA, 706 nt
Organism: Etheostoma cragini (Arkansas darter)
Lineage: Eukaryota; Metazoa; Chordata; Actinopteri; Perciformes; Percidae
Gene: pfdn5
Product: prefoldin 5
Exons: 6
Coding region: 113-580 (155 amino acids)
Biological process (GO): protein folding; regulation of DNA-templated transcription
Cellular component (GO): cytoplasm; prefoldin complex
Source: RefSeq, a predicted model, not a curated record